CAAAUGAAUACUCAGCUGUUACCAUUCCUAGAUGUGGUCCAGCAAGUCCAUUCAAAGGACAAUUAAGUACUAAGAGUAAUGCUUUCUGCAUCGACUCCUCUCAAAGUCUAACUAAUCAAUACCUGAUCAGAGACCACAUGGUGUUUCAUUAUAACAAAAUCCUUUCAGCCAAAGCAGCUGUAGACUGUUCAGUGCCCAGAAGUAGGUUGUCCAGCAUUAAAUUUGCUGACCAGCAAAGAAGAGAGAAACUGAAAAAGAAGAUAGCCAGGUGCGAAGAGGAAGUGAGUGUGGGUAAAACUGCCUCCAGAACCAGCUCAAGAGAGAGCGGAAGGCUGCUGAUAUCCCCUUUUGGAAAGAGUUUCUUGGAAGCAGAAGACAAAGACAGUCUCUUCCCUGGUGCUCAGCAGGCACAAUACCUAUCGAGAGCACUGUCUCCUUACAGCGAGCAUGGCUUGGUUCGCUCCAGUCCAGUAACAUACACCAGAAAAGGUUCUCGGAAUACAUCUAACUCAAGUGUCAGUACAUCAAGUACACCAAGAAAACGCUCUGGACGUUCAUGCAGUUGUUCCUCUGGUAGUUCUGUGAGCAUCAGUUGUUCCCAGAGACGUCAAGGAAGCAACUCCAAAGUACGCAGUGGGGAUCUUCUAGACAGGCACUCAGAAUUCUUUACUCAUAGCCGAAAACCUUUUACUCCACACAUCUUAAUAUCAGAUGCUAAAUCUUUCCUGUCAGGGUACAGGUAUUACAAUCCUGCUCAAAGGAAAAGGAAAACUAAAAAUCACUGCAAGCGACAUGUGGAAGCUCAAACACAGACUGAUGUGAUCAGCUUUCCAUCUGCAGACAAAGUGUUCGAGAGAGAGGUUACGGCUGAGCAACGGAAGAGCAUGUUGAAGGCUGAAGAUAGGAGAUACACUGUGCAUGAGCCUGAGAGAAGAAUAGCUGCUUUUCCAUACUCCUUCCUAAGAGAGACACCGUUGUAUUCUCAGCAGUCUUCUGCAAGGACCAUCAAGGCUGAAGAAGAGUUUUUAUAUUUAGCUUUCAUUGAAGAAGUAACAAAUGAAAUUCUUAGCCUUGGGCUAUUUUCUAACAGAGUUCUGGAACAACUGUUUGAGUGUCUCAUAGAAGAAAAUAAGAACCGUUUGGAUGAGAGCAAAAUGCGCCACUUGUUGGAUGUACUGAAAGCAGACCUCGGCUGCAGCCCGGGCAGCGAUGCGAAGUACAGCCACACAGGCUGGGAAGCAGAACUCUCACUGGAUUUGCGAGAGUUCGAUAUGAUGGAAGAGCUUGAGAUUACCAGUAAAAGUCAGGGACGAGGAAAAGCUACAAAAAGCGAUGAAUUCUUUGGGACCAUGGACUUCUUAUUAGAGGAACCAGAAAAAUGUGAAUCACCAAUAUUCAGGGAACACUCAAAGGAGACACUGGGCAAGGAUGACUUUUCAGAAGAUGUUGCUGAAAUGAUGGAUGCUGCAGCAGCAUCUGGUUCUUGUGUGAAAUCUGAGGAAGACAGAGACAUUUUACACUCAUGUGAGGCAACUUUAAACGCGAUUACUUGUGACAGGGGUUUGGAAGCCAAUGAGGAACUUGAUGAUCUUGAGGAAAGCUUUGCAAAGGCCCUUCGGAUCCCACGUGACUAUACAUAA
Messenger RNA from Nestor notabilis (Kea), 1640 nucleotides. It is a transcript of the gene SPATA7, whose product is annotated as spermatogenesis associated 7. Gene Ontology annotation, biological process: microtubule cytoskeleton organization; protein localization to photoreceptor outer segment; photoreceptor cell maintenance. The record is from RefSeq and is a predicted model, not a curated record. The transcript is spliced from 11 exons. The annotation marks the transcript as partial. Gene Ontology annotation, cellular component: rod photoreceptor outer segment; ciliary basal body; photoreceptor distal connecting cilium. NCBI's taxonomy places the organism in Eukaryota, Metazoa, Chordata, Aves, Psittaciformes, Psittacidae.